AUGAAUGUGCACACGUACCCUCACAUGAAUGUGCACACGUACCCUCACAUGAAUGUGCACACGUACCCUCACAUGAAUGUGCACACGUACCCUCACAUGAAUGUGCACACGUACCCUCACAUGAAUGUGCACACGUACCCUCACAUGAAUGUGCACACGUACCCUCACAUGAAUGUGCACACGUACCCUCACAUGAAUGUGCACACGUACCCUCACAUGAAUGUGCACACGUACCCUCACAUGAAUGUGCACACGUACCCUCACAUGAAUGUGCACACGUACCCUCACAUGAAUGUGCACACGUACCCUCACAUGAAUGUGCACACGUACCCUCACAUGAAUGUGCACACGUACCCUCACAUGAAUGUGCACACGUACCCUCACAUGAAUGUGCACACGUACCCUCACAUGAAUGUGCACACGUACCCUCACAUGAAUGUGCACACGUACCCUCACAUGAAUGUGCACACGUACCCUCACAUGAAUGUGCACACGUACCCUCACAUGAAUGUGCACACGUACCCUCACAUGAAUGUGCACACGUACCCUCACAUGAAUGUGCACACGUACCCUCACAUGAAUGUGCACACGUACCCUCACAUGAAUGUGCACACGUACCCUCACAUGAAUGUGCACACGUACCCUCACAUGAAUGUGCACACGUACCCUCACAUGAAUGUGCACACGUACCCUCACAUGAAUGUGCACACGUACCCUCACAUGAAUGUGCACACGUACCCUCACAUGAAUGUGCACACGUACCCUCACAUGAAUGUGCACACGUACCCUCACAUGAAUGUGCACACGUACCCUCACAUGAAUGUGCACACGUACCCUCACAUGAAUGUGCACACGUACCCUCACAUGAAUGUGCACACGUACCCUCACAUGAAUGUGCACACAUGA
Procambarus clarkii (red swamp crayfish) is the source of this 906-nucleotide messenger RNA. The record is from RefSeq and is a predicted model, not a curated record. Lineage: Eukaryota; Metazoa; Arthropoda; Malacostraca; Decapoda; Cambaridae.